This is a messenger RNA of Taeniopygia guttata (zebra finch), 3489 nucleotides long. RefSeq names its product elongation factor Tu GTP binding domain containing 2 (gene EFTUD2). The record is from RefSeq and is a predicted model, not a curated record. Gene Ontology annotation, biological process: mRNA splicing, via spliceosome. Gene Ontology annotation, molecular function: U5 snRNA binding; GTPase activity; GTP binding. Gene Ontology annotation, cellular component: U4/U6 x U5 tri-snRNP complex; U2-type catalytic step 2 spliceosome; cytosol. Lineage: Eukaryota; Metazoa; Chordata; Aves; Passeriformes; Estrildidae.
ACCCGGCGCUCCUCCGGGGGGCGCGGGGCUGGCGGCGGGCGAGGAACGCUCUGUGGCGACAGGCGGCGAGGGCAGCCCGGGGCCCUUCGGCAGCGGCGGCGCCGGCGAGAGCAGCGGCGGGAGCGGAGCCGGGGCAGCAUGGACACCGACCUGUACGACGAGUUUGGGAACUACAUCGGGCCCGAGCUGGACUCGGACGAUGACGACGACGAGCUGGGCCGAGAGGCCAAAGACCUGGACGAGCUGGAGGAUGAUGAUGAUGAUGAUGACAUGGGGGAGCACGAUGAGGAGCACCCCGGGAUGGAGGUGGUGCUGCACGAGGACAAGAAGUACUACCCCACGGCAGAGGAGGUCUAUGGGCCUGAGGUGGAGACCAUCGUGCAGGAGGAGGACACACAGCCACUCACCGAGCCCAUUAUCAAACCUGUGAAAACCAAGAAGUUCUCCCUGAUGGAGCAGACGCUGCCGGUCACUGUCUACGAGAUGGAUUUCCUGGCAGAUCUGAUGGACAACUCGGAGCUGAUCCGGAAUGUGACUCUGUGUGGGCACCUGCACCAUGGCAAGACGUGCUUUGUUGACUGCCUGAUAGAGCAGACGCACCCCGAAAUCCGGAAGCGCGACGAUCAGGAUCUCUGCUACACUGAUAUAUUGUUCACAGAGCAGGAGAGGGGUGUGGGGAUCAAGAGCACCCCAGUGACGAUUGUUCUGCCAGACACCAAAGGAAAGUCUUUCCUCUUCAACAUCAUUGACACUCCAGGUCAUGUGAAUUUUUCUGACGAGGUGACAGCCGGCCUUCGCAUCUCGGACGGCGUCGUGCUCUUCAUCGAUGCGGCCGAGGGGGUGAUGCUGAACACAGAGAGGCUGAUCAAGCACGCGGUGCAGGAGAGGCUGGCAGUGACUGUGUGCAUCAACAAGAUCGACAGACUCAUCCUGGAGCUGAAACUGCCCCCCACAGACGCUUAUUACAAACUCAGACACAUUGUAGACGAAGUUAAUGGUCUGAUCAGCAUGUAUUCCACCGAUGAGAACCUCGUGCUGUCUCCCCUUCUGGGGAAUGUGUGCUUCUCCAGCUCUCAGUACAGCAUCUGCUUCACACUGGGGUCUUUUGCAAAGAUUUAUGCAGACACAUAUGGAGACAUCAAUUACCAGGAGUUUGCAAAGCGGCUUUGGGGCGACAUCUACUUCAACCCGAAGACCCGCAAGUUCACCAAGAAGGCCCCGACGAGCAGUUCCCAGCGCAGCUUCGUGGAGUUCAUUCUGGAGCCCCUGUACAAGAUCUUGGCUCAGGUGGUGGGGGAUGUGGACACAACCCUGCCCAGGACUCUGGAUGAACUUGGCAUCCACCUCACCAAAGAGGAAUUGAAACUGAACAUCCGGCCCCUGCUGCGGCUUGUCUGCAAGAAGUUCUUUGGGGAGUUCACAGGCUUUGUGGACAUGUGUGUGCAGCACAUUCCCUCCCCAAAAGUGGGAGCCAAGACAAAAAUUGAGCACACCUACACCGGCGGCGUCGACUCCGACCUGGGGGAGGCCAUGAGCGAGUGCGACCCUGACGGUCCCUUGAUGUGUCACACAACCAAAAUGUACAGCACUGAUGAUGGUGUCCAGUUCCACGCCUUUGGUAGGGUGCUCAGUGGCACCAUCCAUGCUGGGCAGCCUGUGAAGGUCCUUGGGGAGAACUACACCCUGGAAGAUGAGGAGGAUUCCCAGAUCUGCACCGUUGGACGCCUCUGGAUCUCAGUUGCAAGGUAUCACAUUGAGGUGAACAGAGUUCCUGCUGGCAACUGGGUGCUGAUCGAGGGCGUGGACCAGCCCAUCGUGAAGACGGCGACUGUGACAGAGCCUCGGGGCAAUGAGGAGGCUCAGAUCUUCCGUCCCUUGAAGUUCAACACCACGUCUGUUAUCAAAAUAGCUGUGGAGCCAGUCAACCCCUCAGAGCUCCCCAAAAUGUUGGAUGGUCUCCGCAAAGUCAACAAGAGCUACCCCUCACUUACAACUAAGGUGGAAGAGUCUGGGGAGCAUGUGAUCCUGGGAACAGGAGAGCUGUACCUGGACUGUGUCAUGCACGACCUGCGGAAGAUGUACUCCGAGAUCGACAUCAAGGUGGCUGAUCCAGUGGUGACAUUCUGUGAGACAGUGGUGGAAACAUCCUCCCUGAAGUGCUUUGCUGAGACACCCAACAAGAAGAACAAGAUCACGAUGAUUGCUGAGCCCCUGGAGAAGGGCCUGGCAGAGGACAUUGAGAACGAAGUGGUGCAGAUCACAUGGAACAGAAAGAAGCUGGGUGAAUUCUUCCAGACCAAAUACGACUGGGAUUUGCUGGCUGCCCGUUCCAUCUGGGCCUUUGGGCCAGACGCCACUGGCCCAAACAUCCUGGUGGAUGACACACUGCCCUCAGAGGUGGACAAAUCUCUGCUGGGUUCAGUGAAGGACAGCAUUGUGCAGGGCUUCCAGUGGGGGACCAGGGAAGGGCCCCUUUGUGAUGAAUUGAUCCGCAAUGUGAAGUUCAAGAUCCUGGACGCGGUGAUUGCUCAGGAGCCCUUGCACAGGGGUGGAGGGCAGAUCAUCCCCACGGCCCGCAGGGUUGUGUACUCUGCCUUCCUCAUGGCCACCCCUCGCCUGAUGGAGCCCUACUACUUCGUGGAGGUGCAGGCCCCUGCUGACUGCGUGUCCGCCGUGUACACGGUGCUGGCCCGGCGCAGAGGCCAUGUGACCCAGGAUGCUCCGAUCCCAGGCUCUCCCCUCUACACCAUCAAAGCCUUCAUCCCAGCCAUUGAUUCCUUUGGGUUUGAGACAGACUUGAGGACCCACACACAGGGACAAGCCUUCUCUCUCUCUGUCUUCCACCACUGGCAGAUUGUGCCUGGUGACCCCUUGGACAAGAGCAUCGUCAUCCGGCCGCUGGAGCCACAGCCAGCCCCACACCUGGCCAGGGAGUUCAUGAUCAAGACCAGGCGCAGGAAGGGCCUGAGUGAGGACGUGAGCAUCAGCAAGUUCUUCGACGACCCCAUGUUGCUGGAACUGGCCAAGCAAGACGUGGUUCUCAACUACCCCAUGUAACCCUGCUGCCCUGGCAUGGGGGCUGACCCGAGCCCUGGCUGGCACCUGCCAGUCCUUCCCCAUCCCUGCUUGCCCAGCCCUGGCUCCUGGAGGCUCAGGGCAGGCAGGGAGCGGCUCCUCAGGUCACUCCCAUGGCUCUAGGAGUCUCCAUGGACCAAUUGUGGGCAUUUCCAUGCGGGGAGCAGUCCAGACCCCGAGCCUGAUCCAUUUUGUAUUGUUAGUCUCCAGCUGCUGUUGCCUCCAGUGAGGUUUUCCUUUUGGAUAGGCUCCUCCAGCUCACGGAGCUGAGCAGUGUCAGGAUGGAUUCCUGAGGACUGGGCCUCAACUGUGUCAAGCAUUUCAGGCAGCUGAGAAAGGGGGGAUGCUGGGGGGACAGUGCUUUACCAGCUUUCUGUACCCCUUUUUUGAACCCUUUUAAACGUUUAGUACAAA